ACAAAAAGUAGGCCUCCGUGUUUCGCAUUAUUUUUCCUCUUUGCUCGGGGCGUAAUCGCAAGAUUCUGUUUGCUCUCGAUCCAGAAAAGAACCAGAAAUGUGUUGAUAGUGGAGUGGAGAUUCAACUGCGAGUGGACACCAAGAGGUCGUGCCCCCCUGCAGGUCGAGCCACAAUCUUCACCGUGUUCCGCUCCCCUGCGCAACGAAAUCCGCUGCCUCCGCUGUACUGCCCCAGCUCAACCGCAGUCUGUUGCCCCGUUGUUGCAUCUGUGGGAGGAGGUGCACAACGGGACAGGAAGAUUCAACCUUGUCCGCCCCGCUGCAGCACCGUUGGCUGGGAGUGUAAUCCGUGGCGAGACGAGCGGAGCGGUCGUCUUUGUUUACCUUUUUCGGGAGACGGAGAAGCUGCUGGAGCGCUAGAUCAAGAUGUCGAAAACCCUGAAACGCCCGGUGGCGGGGACCCUGCCGCACUGCUACAUUACCAGUCGACUGGAGGAGCGAAGAGCCCGGAAUCGGGCACUGCGGCAGGAGCGUCGUCGGAAACCGGAGAAACCGGACGAUUUCGUGACAUACGAUGACACGGAUAGCGACGAUGAGACGCCGUACCAGCAGAAGCAGGUGCUCAAAACGUCGUACAACUUUGUCGAUUAUAUCCGCAGCCGGGAAUCGGACCUGCGCGAGGUGCGCUCGAUCGAUCCGGCGUACUCGAGUCGUCACAUUCUCACGCACGACAUGUUUAAGGAAACGCCAAUCCCGCUCGGUAACAUCAACAAAGUGUUCUGCUCGCAGUGGCUCAGCAACCGCCAGGUAGUGUUCGGUACGAAGUGCAAUAAGCUGAUGGUGUACGAUGUGAACACACGGCGGGUCGAUGCGAUACCGACGCUACCGAACAGCCGCAGCGGCAGCCCCGACACGCAGUCUGGUAUACAUGCGUGCCAGAUCAAUCCGAGCCACACGAUGCUAGCGACCGGUGCCCGACAUUCGGCCGAUAUCGCCAUCUACAGCCUGCCAACGCUCGAUCCGGUCUGCAUCGGCGAGAGCGCCCACACGGACUGGGUGUUCGAUAUGUGCUGGCUGGAUGAUCAGUUUCUCGUGUCCGGCUCGAGGGACACCAAGCUGGCGCUGUGGCGUGUGAACGAAGACGUGAUGACUUAUCCGAAGGGCAAAGAAGCGGACGAACUGGCCGAGAACGGAACCGACAGUGCGGAGACGGAACAACAGGAACCCGUACAGGAUGUUCCGCGGUACGCGACCAUUUCGCCCGUUUCCGUUAAGGAUUGCCGGGGGGCACAGAAGAUCCGGGCCGUGUGCUUUAACCGAGAGUACCGGGAGCUGGCGCUGCUGUCCCUUAAUGGUUAUCUGCAUCUGUUCAACGCGGAAACGUUCAGCCAGAAGCUAUCCCGCAAGCUACCCAACUGCCAGGAGAACGUUUGCAUCGCUUGCCAACCACGUGGACUGUACGCUGUCGGAUGUCGCUCCUACACACUGCUGCUAGAUCCCAGAACGUUACAACCCGUGAAGAAGAUUGCUUCGCGGUACAGUGGCUGCGGAAUCCGAUCGGCGAGCUUCCAGAGUAAUAUUCUGACCAUCGGAACCGGCAUGGGUAUGCUCAUGUUCUACGACAUACGAGCGGGCAAGUAUCUGGAAUCGUGCAUCAACUCAUCCCGGACAGUAGUGCUCAAGGCUAGCCGGGGCUACGUGGCUCAGUUUCCAGACGAAGAGAUGGAUGGCUUCCAGCAGCUGAAAUACACGCCUGCUAUCUACACACACUGCUACGACAACAGUGGUACUAGGUUAUUCACAGCCGGCGGACCACUCCCGGCCACGUUGAUCGGCAAUUAUGCGGGAAUUUGGCAAUAGGCAACUGGUUGCAUCGUAGCAACCAUUGCCAAAGCGUCGGACGCGGGGUACAAGUUCGUAGUUUUGUCCUCACGUUACACUUCGCCCGACAGUCGGAAGAAUGUGAUUAGGGGGGACAAAAUUAACAACUGAGCACAUACGGAAGACGACGGAUCGCUUCAACGGAUUUGGUGAUCCAAUUAGCAAAAUUUUGAAAGUAAACUCUAUUCUAGAUUAAGGAAAGAAUAAGGACAAAUAUGAUUAAAGUCGUUUGGCAGGUAACAAUAGGCGGAAACGUUUCAAGAUUUUAAUUUAACUAGCAUUAAGAUGAUGUGCGUGUGCGUGUGUGUGUGUGUGUGAAUGAGUAUUUAGUUCUAAGUGCGAUAAAAAGAUAACCGAACACGAAUGGAGUCAGCUUCUUCGAGGAGAUUUUACUCUCCUCAGAAGGAAGUUCACUUCUUCUAUUUCUCAGCUCAAAGACAAACGAUCUUUGGGCCGGUCUUUGAACGAUAAAGCGGGAAGAAAUGAGGUACACUUCGAUCGAUACUGUCGCAUUAGGUUUUACUAGAUUUUUAAAAAACUCCGGUUUCUCCUUUUUUGAACACAUUAACCCUAUUUUUGUGGUUUCCUUAUAGCAUAGGGUGUAGAUCGGUUUUUAUCUUUCUUUCGCUGAAUUUUAUUUAUCGAUUUUUCAUGGCGACCAUUGAGAAGACAAAGGUAAAAUGAAGGGUGGCUAUGAAGAGAAAGGGGGGAAACAACGUAAAACAAUCAUUGCGUAGUCAACCGAUUGUAGGGAAGUCAGUUGUAAUCUGUGUUUGAAAUUGCAUGUCUGUGACCGUAUGUUCGUGAAUGUGUGAGCGCACGUGAUGUAAAUGAGGGAGAGGCCAUACAUCACAUAGCAUCUCAACAGUUUGGAAACCGUUGAUCGAGUAAAAGACUAAACUGUUGCAGUAGUUUAACAGCAUACAGAAACUCUAAGUAUCCUUUGUAAGACGCUAUGCCGUUAGGUACGCUGUAUAAUUUUUGGGUCGAUUCAAAUAAAGAAGUAUCCGCAAGACAAACCGCGUUCUAUCGGUUUUUAA
Molecule: messenger RNA, 2921 nt
Organism: Anopheles darlingi
Lineage: Eukaryota; Metazoa; Arthropoda; Insecta; Diptera; Culicidae
Gene: DCAF12
Product: DDB1- and CUL4-associated factor 12 homolog
Exons: 3
Coding region: 427-1860 (477 amino acids)
Cellular component (GO): Cul4-RING E3 ubiquitin ligase complex
Molecular function (GO): protein binding
Source: RefSeq, a predicted model, not a curated record